Molecule: messenger RNA, 1740 nt
Organism: Lodderomyces orthopsilosis Co 90-125
Lineage: Eukaryota; Fungi; Ascomycota; Pichiomycetes; Serinales; Debaryomycetaceae
Product: ATP-dependent RNA helicase
Exons: 1
Coding region: 1-1740 (579 amino acids)
Biological process (GO): maturation of LSU-rRNA from tricistronic rRNA transcript (SSU-rRNA, 5.8S rRNA, LSU-rRNA)
Cellular component (GO): nucleolus
Molecular function (GO): ATP binding; nucleic acid binding
Source: RefSeq, a predicted model, not a curated record
AUGAUUAGAAGUUUGAUACGGGGUUGUUUGUCAUCUUCAAUACGUAUUAAUUGCAUAACACACUUACAAUUGAGGUGUUUGUCGAGAUACUCUUCGAAAGUUGUUCCAUCGAAGAAACAUCUACUCAAGACUAAACCAAAAACACGACAAGAAACAAAGGAAGAGGUGGAAUCAGGGUCUAAAUCUAAAAAGGGACUUGUUUUUGAAUCAGGCAAAUUUUCACAAUUACAUAAUGACUUGAAGACACCAAUUGAUCUAGCUGAAUCGAAAAUUGACAAUUUUAAUCAAUUGAAAAUUUUCCCCUCAGUACGAGAAGCAAUGGUCAAAGAGAUUAAAUCACAGUACAAUCUCAAAGGACCUCAACAUAUUUCGCUUGAUGAAAUUAAGAUUAAGCCUACGCCAGUACAAAUUUCAGCAAUUCGUAAAAUCAACCAAACAAGAAAAGUCAAUCAGGACUUGGAGGAUAUGGAUGAAGGUGAACGUAUAUUUUAUGAAUUGAAACAUGAAAACGAGUUGAAAAAGACAAAAGUUUUCACUGUUGCUGCUGAGACUGGUUCAGGUAAGACAUGGAGCUAUCUAAGUCCUCUUUUAUCCAAAUUGAAGGAGGAUGAUUUCAACUGGUUCAAAGAUAAUGAAAGAAAAUAUGAACUAUUCAAGACAUCAGAACAGGUGAGGUCAAUCAUCUUGGUUCCUACUCAUGAAUUGGUUGAACAGGUUUAUGAAGUACUCAACAGAGCUAACAAAUUCUCCUUAGAUCAUGAAAAUGUACCACGUCUGUAUAAGGAAUUUCUUGAAUUACCAGAAAAUGCUACAUUGGGAUUAUCUGUCAUGAAGUUGUCCCAUGGUGAUCCACCCAUUUCAUUAUACAAGCAAUUGCGUAAUUUUGGUAAAGUUGAUGUCUUGGUUACAACUCCCGCUAAAAUCACUGGUUUUUCCAAAUUAGAAGCUAUUGAUCGUCCAUUCAAGAUCUUUAAAAGUGUUAGGUACUGUGUGCUAGAUGAAGCUGAUACAUUAUUUGAUCCGUCGUUUUUGAAAGAUACUACUGCUGUGGUUAAAAACUUUCCCAAUUUGCUUGAUUUGAUUUUGGUGUCGGCAACCAUUCCCAAAGAAUUUGAAAAGACAUUGGCGAGGUAUUUCCCGGACGAGAAAUCAAUGAUUCGGGUAUCUACGCCUUCAUUACAUAAAGUGCCUCGGAACAUCAAGGUAAUGACUUUGGAUGCUGAUUUGCCACCAUAUAAUGGAUCAAAACCAAGAUGUUUAGCCCAGGCUAUCUAUGCAAUAUCAAGAGAUGGUACUGAACCUGAUCAUGUGAAACGUAUUAUCGUAUUUGUCAAUGAGAAAUCUGAAGUUGAUGGAUUAGUUGAUUUGAUGAUUUCGAAAUAUGGAAUUCGUGAGCAAGAUAUAUUUGGCAUAUCAGGCAAAGUCAAGAUUCAAGAUCGCAAGGAUUUUCUUGAACCUUUCUUGAUGCCAGCACAGUUGGUAAAGCAUGAUUUGGAUGGAAGUAAGGUGAAAAUUCUCGUGACCACUGAUUUACUAGCUCGUGGAUUGAAUUUCAUUGGAAUUAAAAAUGUCAUAUUGAUGGGAUUACCACGUAGCUCAGUUGAUCUUGUACAUAGAUUGGGAAGAACCGGGAGGAUGAAUCAACUGGGUCGAGUGUUUAUCAUCGCUGAUAAGAAAUCAAAGAAGUCUUGGGUAAAAGGAUUAGGUAAUGCCAUAAUAAGAGGAAUCAAAAUAGGAUAA